AUGGCGCUUUUAAAGCCUCUUGUCCUUUUGGGACUACUGCAGUUUGUUAACGCUGCGGCCACGAAAACUUCUGCCCCGAAGAUAAGCUGGGGAUGUCCGACUGGAAUUCCAGCUGGUGUUGAUUGUGGAAGUAUCAAGGUCCCUCUUGCGUACCAGAGCGGUAAUUCUACGUCUGCCAAGGGAGAUGAUACAGUUGAUUUGGUUUUCACGCGCUUGAACCAUACUGGCAUAGGCGAGAAACGUGGUAUUCUGUUCUUCAACACUGGUGGACCUGGGGCAUCUGGUGCCGUCACGGUCGCUGGAUCACCAUACGUCCGGCAGCUCUCUUUCUCAGUUGAACUUCGAAAUGCCUAUGAUAUCAUCGGCCUUGAUCCCCGUGGUGUUGGCGUAAGCAGUCCUGUGAGAUGCGAUCCCAAGGUCUUCAACAAAAGGGUCAAGACUUUCGUUACUACGGAUAAAGAGUACGCUGCGUUAUUCAACUACAGUCGAAGCGUGGGUGAGAGCUGUGCUAAACUCACUGGUCCUCUCAUCAAACAUCUCGAUUCCGUCCAUGUUGCAAAGGACCAUGAAAUCGUGCGCAAAGCUCUGGGUUCUGAAAAGUUCAACUAUCUUGGCCUCUCAUACGGUACACUCCUCGGUGCAACAUACGCAUCUCUAUUCCCCAAAUCCGUGGGUCGUAUGGCUCUCGACGCAAACGUGGACCACUCCCAGUCCGAGAUAGCAACUCUCCUCGCAGAAGCAACCGCCUACGAGACAGUCCUCGACCAAUUCUUCAAAUGGUGUGAUAGGAACUCAACAUGCGCGCUUCACGGGAAGAAUGCCAGCCGCGUCUGGGAUGAAACCCUCGCUCGCGCUGAUUCCAAAGCCAUUCCUGCACCUGGUUGCAAGGGGACAUGUCGCUCUGACGUGACCGGUGAAGAAAUUCGAUACAACGCACAAGAGUUUCUUAGCUUUGUUGAUCUGAACCUUGGGGGCGGGUCUAGCUGGGUCGGUCUCGGAAAUGCUAUUCUUCAAGCCAGCAAAGGAAACGCCACUGCGCUGUCGACAUCAACUCCCAAUGAUACAAUUGUCGAUGAUCCGAGUGGUUCUCCAUAUAGUUACCUUGCCAUCGGAUGUCAAGAUUGGUUGCACAAGUCCAAGACGUCAGUAGACUUGCGCCAGAAGCUCACCAACGCGGUGACGUUUGCGCCAAGAACAAGGGGUGCCACGCAGACGUAUUACUAUGAGAGUACAUGCAUCGGCUGGCCUGCACCGUUGACAAAUCCACAAGGACCUUUGGCAGCUGGUAUCAAGAACGCCCCUACUAUUCUGAUUGCGGCUUCGGUGUAUGAUCCUGAGACGAGUCUUACCUGGGCUGAGGGGGUGAGAGAGCAGUUGACGCGUAGAGUGAGUAUUACGAGGAAUGGAGCUGGGCAUACGAGUCACUACCUUAAGGGUGAUACUAGGAAGGCUAUUGACAGAUAUUUGGCCACUGGAAAGCUGCCUAAAGAUGGUACAGUUUACAAGACUUGA
This is a messenger RNA of Fusarium subglutinans, 1512 nucleotides long. RefSeq names its product tripeptidyl aminopeptidase. The record is from RefSeq and is a predicted model, not a curated record. NCBI's taxonomy places the organism in Eukaryota, Fungi, Ascomycota, Sordariomycetes, Hypocreales, Nectriaceae. The transcript has a single exon. The coding region runs from base 1 to 1512 and encodes 503 amino acids.